AUGCGACUUACACCUGAGCGCACUCAAAAGAUCUGUACGUCUUUCGAAGUCUCCGGUGGUUGGUUGCCUAUCAUGGAUGUCGAAAUGACCGAUGCAAGCCCCAGCCGGUCUUCUGAGACUGUUACGUCAGAUAGGGACUUGGUCAAGACAGUGCGAUCUCUCGACCAGACCGGCCCCGGAGCCAAUGGCGAAAACCUCGAUCGAGUAUGGAAGCAGCUUACCUCUGCCAGCCAGGGGCCGUUCUCUGCCGCUGAGGAGAGCGUCCUUCGAUGGUUACUCAAAGUCAUGAAAGCGAACAACGACGAAGCCGACACGAUCCGACGAUUUCCUCUGACAUGGCGCAUUCUCGAUUGCGCAUUCCAGAGAAUACCUCUAUUCUCCCUCGCAAAGUCUCUCGCCGAUCGAAAGUUCAUAACGGUUCUCCAACAAACCCUCAAGAACGUUGCGAAGCCGAGCACCGAAGCCCAGACCUCAGGUUCCACGUCGAAGAAGAGGAAGAGGACCAAUGCCGCCGUCUUCGAGCUGCAAACUCUGCAAUCUUUUGAGGGCUGCCUAGGAACGGGGGAGGCUAUCUUCAGCGCAUUGAGGAACCUCUUUGAUCGACUGGAUCCGGCGGCACAGUGGUCUGCCCACGACAGGAUGGGAGCAGAACAUAUCAAGGCGCUCUUUGCCCAGCCUGCGACUGAGGCGGUAGAGUUGCUCUCGCCUCUGCUGUCCCUUUGCGACUUCUCUCUGGCUGCGUCAGACACCGAAGUCUUCGAGGGGCAAGAAUCAUGGGUGAAGGUCUUCGCAUCCGCCUGGAACUUGCAUCUUCAGGUCGGCGCCGAUGCACUCGAAGUGGCGACUCACUUCUCACGAACUUCUUUCUCUAUUCUUGGCAAGAUCAAGAAUCGGUCGAGCACAGAUGACCAAGUGGCCAGAGUAUGGACGCGCGACCUCGAGAAGUUCCUCCAGCGCAACCUUGUUCUGCCUGCGAGGUCGGCGUACCUUAACAAGACGGAUCUCGAGAUCAUUACUCGCUGCUUCGCGAUGGUGCAAAGCAUUGCUUUAUCCUCAGUUCCUAUUCUUUACAGUCUUGUUUCAUCGGCCCCGAGAGUGGUUGGUGGGCUCACAACAACCAAGGCCGAAGAGGCUUGGAUGCAGGAGAUUUUCAAGAUGUCUGAGCGUACCAUCAGAAAGCUGCCCGGUGGCGAAAAGUCGCAAGCGAUGGGAGAAAUCCUCGACGAAGCAAUCGCGAACAAGUCUCGCAUCGCUCCGAGUGACCUUCUCUCAGUCUGUGAAACAUACGCGCUUUCUGGUAGCCCAAGCGAGACCGACUGGCGUGUCUUAUCUCUCAUUGCGAAAUGUGACGCGGAUAUCUUCUUGCAAUCCGAAGAGGGCUCGCAACUCUUCAACCAAGUGUGCGACAGAAUCACUGCAGUUGGCCCGGAGGCGGAUGAGGACGCCAUGCGCCAACUGAUUGAGUCGUUGAUUACUGGUUUUGAAAACGCCCGCGACUUGUCGACGUUCUUGAAGAAGUGGUUCGAUCAAAUUUCCAAGUUCGAAGACAAAAGACUGCGCUCCGGAGACAGGCCUGUUUGGUUUACCAUGGUACACCGCAACCCGACGCUGAUUGGAGGCAUCCAGAAGUCCUUGACCACCAAGCAGUUGGCCAAUCUGCUGCAAUGGGUUGAAGACCAAGAGGAACUUCGUCCGGCUGCAGUCUUCAUCUUCCUUAACACUCUCGCGUCUGCAAUCACCAAGGACGACUAUGCCGAUGUGGUUGGAAGCAAGCUUGCCGACAUCGCGUUGAACGUCGGGUCAGCCAGCAAGACACCCUCGGACAUACGUUCCCUGCGCUGGAGAAUCAUCUCCAAGACUGUUUCCUGGCUAGAUUACGAACAGGCUACCGCUCUUUGGGACAAGGUCCAGACCGACCUCACCAAGUCAUUACAAAAAGCCAAAUUUGACGACGAAGAUACGUGCGAGGCUCUAGAGUGCGCAUAUGGCCUCUGGCUGUCAAUGUAUCCAGAUGGACGUGACCAUACUGUUCUUUCUUCUUUGCUCACAAGCUUCAUCGAGAGGCUGUUGAAGAAGGUUAAGGUAGAAGACCUCCAGGGUCUCUUCGAUUCUCGAGUCUUUGCAAUUUCAUAUGUCUCUGACGUCCCCAAGUUCUGUGCAGAGUUCCCCCUCGCUGCGUCGAGGCUCAUGGCUCUGCUUGUCAAAUCCUCGGGCGGUUUGCCAGACUACUUACGGCGUGCCCUGGGUGACGAGACCUCUCCCAAGGGCGGCGACGUAAGGCUAGGGAAUGUACUGCACGCGGUCACGUCAAACGAAAACAAUCUCUGCAAAAGGAAGCUCACAGCUGAGGUGGUGGAUCACGCCAUAGACGUGAUUAGCAAGGCCUCGAGUAAAUCUUCGCCCUGGGCUGAGCAACGAAGCAGGACCGCCAUGAUUGAGCUGUCAAGAAUCCCCCAUGAAUCCAUCACGAGACAGCAGAGGGAGCGUCUCAUGGACAUAUUGAUUCCGAAAGUCCACAUGGCAGGCGAACUGGAUCCUUCAGACUGGCAUUUGGUUCUGGGAUUUCUGAUCAAACUGAUGCAAAGGCCAACCUUUUACCAGAAUAUGGCGUUCUCCGACCUUCAGAAGAUUGCCGACUCCCUGGCAAAAGUCUGCGCAGAGUACAGCUCGAAGACGGCUCUAGGUCUUACCCAGCUUGUUUUCCAAUUGGCGACAUUGACUGUGCGACAAAUGAACGAUCACCAGGAAUGGCGCACGCAGUACUUCGACAAGAUUCCCAACCUUCUGACGGGCCUUGGUGGCGAUGUCUCCCCUGUGCAAAUGACUCUGCUGAAGGCGCUGCUUUCUGUCAUGCUACCCGAAGCUGGUUCUGAUGACAAGGUUGCUGUCAUCGACAGCGAUCAGAUAGCUUCGUCUUUGGGAAGUCUCAUUCAAGACACCUUGGGUGACUUCUCCAAAGCAUGGCGGAAGCAGAAGGUGAAAGGCGAUCUUGUCAAUCGCGCCCUGAUUGCACUUGACGCGGCUGAAGCUUUGCCAAAGCCCGCUAUCGAGCGGCUCAAGAUCAAGGUUUCUCAGUUGGAGGAGGUGAGCCAGCAGGCGAUUACAAGCGGAUACUUCAGCGGCUGGAAACUUCAAGCGUUUCUCAUCAAGUAUUUCCCGUCAAAAGUAGCAGACUCUCGGCCGACGUCCUUCGGCCAGCUCUUCAGCAGCACGCUGCCCACACCGCUGUCGAGUGGCGCAGUUCUCGAUCCCCUGUCUGACUUUAACCGACAGUCCGCUUUGGAAGAAAUCAUCGACGCCGCUGUCGCUGGUCUUGAUUAUAAUGGCAAGGUUCAGUAUGUUCAGAGCCUCCUUGUAGGUGUUGAGGCAGACGCCGCCCCUGCGGCUGGCUCAUCUUCCGAAGGCCAGCUGCUUGCCAUCCGCCGUGUGGUUGCCCAGAUGAGUGAAUCUCCUGUCGGUCUCGAGAAGUCCAACACGUUUGACUUGGCCACGGCCCAUGGCAAAUUGAUCAGGUACCUCGUCCAGGCCGGGACUGUGCGUGAAUUCAUCAGAACCGCCGAAGUACUUCAGCAGCUUCUCGAUGUCAAGUCUGAUUCCAUGACCCAGUGGAACAUAGAGACAACACUCAGCACGGUGGCAGCGAUCGUGGCAAAGGACCAAGGCCACCUCCUCGACGCAUCGCUGAGUGUGUACCAGUGGCUCUGCAAGCUGAUGGAGGUCAUCAUCAAGAAGCACCGCCUCCGUCUGGAGGGCCACUACCACAUCCUCAUCACCACCCUCGAGGCACUCCUCAGCGCCCUCGCUCACCCCUCAUCACCAGCCCUGCGCGCCAAGCACGCCGCGCAGUUCACCCGCCUCGUCACCCUCGUGUGCGAGCCGGCCGCGGCGGCCGUCUCACGCGUGCAGCACCUGAGCGCCCUCGACUCAGCGACUGACGCGGCGAAACGGUCCGCUGGCCGGCACAUGUACCUCGUCCUCAUGGCGUACGUCAAGCUGCAGCUGGAUGUGGACGUGCCGCGGGAGGUCCGCGAGGCGUUGGAGCCGGGCAUGAACUCCGUGUUCGACAUUACGCCGCUCGAGGUGAGGAAGAUUCUGAAUGAUAGCAUGGACGCCAGUGGAAGGGCGAUCCUGAGGGAGAUGUACAAGAGGUACACCAAAUUUGGCAAGUGGAGUGCAUACUGGAUGCGUUAUGCUCUCAACGACUGUCUGGCCUGGUGA
Molecule: messenger RNA, 4218 nt
Organism: Colletotrichum orchidophilum
Lineage: Eukaryota; Fungi; Ascomycota; Sordariomycetes; Glomerellales; Glomerellaceae
Product: Urb2/Npa2 family protein
Exons: 4
Coding region: 1-4218 (1405 amino acids)
Biological process (GO): ribosome biogenesis
Cellular component (GO): nucleolus
Source: RefSeq, a predicted model, not a curated record